CCAAACCGGCGCUUGGCGGGAAGUCUACCUAAAUCUCCCUCCAUUUCUUCGCCUCCGUCCUCGCUCGCUCGACCGCCCGCCCCUUCCAGCAAUGAACCUUUGGUCUCACGCCGCCGCCGCCGACUCCGACUCCGACGGCUCUCUCCUCUCCGACGUAUCCGCCUCCCCGCCUCGCCGUUGCUCCCCACCUCGCCCGCCGCCGCCGCCGCCGCCACCGCCCAAACGCCGUCCUAGGCCAGAUCCCACCUCAAAACCCAAACGCAAGCCCAAGCCCACCCCCCUGCCCUCAUCGACCUCCGCCCCCGCCUCUGCGCCUCCACUCCCCGCCGCCGCCCUCUCCGACCCUCACGGCCUCACCGCACGCAUCGCCCCCGCCUCCGCGCUCACCGCCAACGCCAGCACAGUCUCCUUCUCCUCUUUCCGCCGUCUCGUUGAGUCGCGCAACCUCUCCAUCGACCCCGUCGCCACAUGCACCGCCCCCGCCCCCGAUCCCCCGCCCGCCUCCGAUCCCGUCCCCGCGGAGAUACCAAGCGCCGCGCCGUGCCCGUCCACGGCAGCAGCCGCCGCGCCCCCGCAGGCCAGGCCCAAGAGGGUGCAUCCCAACUCGGUGUCGGAGGUCCCCAUGGCCGCGGCCGAGCAGCCGAAGCGGCCGAGAGGAGGCGGCGAGGGCAACUUCGUUCGGCUCAACAUCAACGGGUACGGCCGGAAGAGGACAUUUAAGUCGCAGGCCAGGCGCUCGACGAAAUACCGCUCCUGGCGGCGGCAGCAGCCCGGCGGUGCAAAGGCUCGAGGAGGCGUCGACGAGGAAGGGGAUUUCGUGGCGGAGGCGCUGCUCGAGCGAGAGAAGAAUGGUGCGGGAGGUGGCAAUGGCGUUCUUGAGGCUGUCGAGGUAGCGAGAGAGGAUCCAUCCGAGCAGAAUCUCGAGAGCUUACUCAGGCUGGUAUUUGGUCAUGAUUCGUUUCGCGAGGGUCAGCUUGAAGCGAUCCAGAAUGUAGUUUUAGGGGAGUCCACGGUGCUUGUGCUGCCCACUGGCGCGGGCAAGUCACUGUGCUAUCAGUUGCCUGCUAUGAUUCUGCCUGGAUUGACACUGGUUGUGAGCCCAUUGCUUUCCUUGAUGGUGGAUCAAUUGAGGAAGCUCCCUGCAUUUCUCCCAGGCGGCCUUCUUGCUAGCAGUCAGACUGGUGAUGAGUUUCAUGAAACACUACAACGUCUGUGUGCAGGGGAAAUAAAGGUUCUUUUUGUUUCCCCUGAGAGAUUCUUGAAUGAAGAAUUUUUGCUGAUAUUCAGGGACACACUGCCGAUAUCCCUUGUAGUGAUCGAUGAAGCUCAUUGCAUUUCUGAAUGGUCUCACAAUUUUAGACCUUCAUAUCUAAGGCUUCGAGCAUCACUACUUCGGAGAAAGCUUAAUAUUCAGUGUAUUCUUGCAAUGACUGCAACUGCAACAACCCAAACCUUGCAGGAGAUAGUGAAUGCCUUAGAAAUACCGUCUGGUAAUCUAAUCCAAACAUCUCAAGUAAGGGAAAAUCUACAGCUGUCUAUCAGCAUGAGUGAGAACAGGUUGAAGGAUUUAAUGUUGCUAUUAAAGUCUCCCCCUUUUGUCGACAUGAGAAGUAUUAUUGUCUAUUGCAAAUUUCAGUCAGAAACUGACUAUGUUUGUAAGCACUUGUGUGAUAACAACAUUACUUCCAAGAGCUACCAUAGUGGACUUCCCAUGAAGAACAGGAGCCGUGUACAGGAGCUUUUUUGCUCAAACAAAAUAAGAGUGGUAUAUGCUUGCUUACUUAGUUCUUUGGUAAUUCCUAUUUCAUCAGUUGCACUAGGUAGGUCCAGAUAUCUAACUUUGUUUCUUCAUUCCUUGAUGAAGGUUGUUGCAACUGUGGCGUUUGGCAUGGGUCUUGAUAAGAGUGAUGUUGAAGGGGUGAUCCACUAUAGGUUACCAGAAAGCUUAGAAGAGUACAUACAGGAAACUGGCCGUGCUGGAAGGGAUGGACGAUUAUCGCACUGUCAUCUUCUUUUUGAUUCAACAACAUUCUAUAAGAUUCGUAGUCUUUCACACAGUGAUGGUGUUGAUGAAUAUGCAAUGAGCAAAUUUCUUUACCAGAUAUUCUCUUCUGGCAACACGACUGGGUGCAUUUGCUCCUUGGCUAAAGAGUCUACUUCACGCAAGUUUGAUAUAAAAGAAGAGGUGCUUUUGACAGUCCUCACGCAGCUGGAAAUUGGUGAUGAUCAAUAUCUCCAUUUACUACCUCAGUUCAGUGUUACAUGCACACUGUAUUUUCACAAGACGUCGCCGCAAUUGCUUGCUGACAAGGAUAUGCUGCUUAGAUCGAUUCUAAAUAAGUCGGAGAUGAAAGAUGGCAGUCAUGUCUUUGAAAUACCAAUAGUAGCUAAUGAUAUGAGGAUCACAAUGAAUGAAGUGUUUGAUCGUUUGCAAAAGCUAAAGUUUUCAGGAGAACUAUCAUAUGAAUUGAAAGAUCCAGCCUACUGUUAUAUGGUCUUAAAAAGGCCAGAUGACUUGAAUGCUCUUUCAGAAAAUCUCACGAGAUGGCUUUCGGAAGUAGAAAACUCAAAGAUCAGGAAAUUGGAUGCUAUGUUUGCUCUUGCGAACUAUGCUGUCAAAGGGUGCAAAAGAACUAGUGGCUGUUCUGGUUCCCAGCACACCCCAUGCAUUCAGAAGAGGAUUAUAGACUACUUUGGAAAAAAUAACGCCACAUCCGAUGAUGAUUACUGUACUCCACUCUGCAAGAGCAGCACAUUCUUGCAAUCCGAUAUAAAGGUAUUCCUCCAGAGCAAUUCGUUUGCCAAAUUCACCCCGAGGGCCGUUGCGAGGAUUAUGCAUGGCAUCUCCAGCCCAGCUUUUCCAGCUGCUACUUGGUCCAAAAACCACUUCUGGGGACGUUAUAUGGAGGUUGAUUUUCCAUUGGUCAUGGAGGCUGCCAAAUCAGAGCUUGUCAAAUUCGUUGGCAAAGGAGAAUAGUACUACAAUCUGGUAAGCAGAACCAUUAUCAGGCUAACCAUGUACAUGAGAAUGAAGUUGAAACGUGAUAGAAAUCUAACCACAGAAGGUUCGUGCCCACUCUGUUAGGAGUGCCAUGGCCACACUCGUAUAGUUGCUAUUCCAUUUGCUUAACACAAGUUGCCGUUGCUUAUGAAGACUGUCGGUAAACAUCGUACUAUAGAGGGAAGCCAGGUCCAUGUGAAGUAUUGGUUCCAGAAAUGUUUGCGUUUCAGUCAAGCUGGCUACAUGUGCUUUUCACCGUAUAAAAUGGGAGCAUUUAACACGCUCUUAUUGAGGGCGCAAGAUGGAGAAUAUAUGAUGUCCUCGUCUCGGCAGGAGUGUCUCAAGACAAGCAAAAUGAAGCAUAGCAUAUGCAUCCAUCUUUGGGCUCGAGAAUUUCACGGGAUAGAGAUAGAGAUAUGGUAUAAGAAAUAGGCUAUUAAGUAACUUGAAAUGAAUUGUUGAUACAUCUGUAUCCUUAACAUACCGAAACGAUUGCCAUUAUUCAUAUCAAACCAAUAGCGAUUCAUACAAGCUAAAUCUUCUAAUCAAUGAAUGGUGGCCACUAAUGAAUUUUUUUUA
Brachypodium distachyon (stiff brome) is the source of this 3580-nucleotide messenger RNA. Its product is annotated as ATP-dependent DNA helicase Q-like 5. Gene Ontology annotation, cellular component: nucleus; chromosome; cytoplasm. Gene Ontology annotation, biological process: double-strand break repair via homologous recombination. Gene Ontology annotation, molecular function: nucleic acid binding; four-way junction helicase activity; ATP binding. NCBI's taxonomy places the organism in Eukaryota, Viridiplantae, Streptophyta, Magnoliopsida, Poales, Poaceae. Bases 92 to 2977 code for a protein of 961 amino acids. The record is from RefSeq and is a predicted model, not a curated record. The transcript is spliced from 19 exons.